GUUGGUCCAUGAAACGCACCUUGUCUGCAUUGGCCUACAUCUGUGAUCACAUCUGUGAUGCUAAACGCCAGGAAUUCAAGCAUAAUUCAAGCGGCAGCUCGUUUCCUCGUAUUGACGUGUGUUAUUUGAAUUCAGAUUAUCGCAUAUGUGUAUAUAGAAUUUAGCUGCAAAGUCUAUCGCAUAAUCGAACUUCUGGGAUAGGGAAGUCAAGGUGUGUUACAAAUUAUUUCAAGUAUAUCCUGCUGGCAACGAUGAAUACAAGAAAUGCGCCGAUGCAAUGCAUCGAUUUAAAAUGCACUGGCAAUGGAACUUAAGCUAGGACCUUCCGCGAGCUACCUGCGAAAGUACUUAUGAAAGUGAUAAGAGAAAUGUCGGAUCGCUUAUUGUAUUAAUAUCGAGGAUACGGCGAAUAAAGAUGCAUCUCUGAGAAAGAUCAAACGGAGCAUGCAUUUCUGGAUUAAUAAACCGGCGGGCAGGUACUACGGUUUCACUGGCCGCCGAUACCCCGCCACACCUCUGCCAAAAACGCGCUUCAAUCGUUGUCGAUACAAUGCAGAUUUAAGACAAAUGGUUACUCCGCUUCACCGCUUCCAAAACCUGAAUGCCACAGGAAACAUGGCCGGUCCUAGUAAUCUGAAUAAUUGCAGGAUGAUACAAACAUCUAUAACAGCUAAUAAUAACGAAACUCAAAACAGGUUUCCAGUUGGCUCUAGUCAACGCAUCCAGCUGAACAACAUCUCCAAUAAUGUGACAACUGCUGGGAAUACUCAGUUGAUAUUAUCGAAUACGACUCCGAAUGGAACUAACAGAAGUCUUUUGGACUUCUCGGAAUUCAAUGACGCGGAACUAACGUGUUAUAGAUUCCGUUGUUGUGUCUGGAUAUCGUUCGUACUCACGACAGUAUUCGGCGGUGCCGCAAAAUUUUACUUCGCCGAUCAAGGCCAAGGUAUAGAAAUAUUGGCAAUUUGGGGUCUAGCGACGUUAUUAGUAUUCGUGUGUUUGUACUCUAUUCUAUGUCGUCGAAGGCAACGCAACAACCAUCAAGAGCAUCGGAUUCAAGAAGAGCAUAUCGCGUCUGUAACAACUACAAAUACAAUACCCAAUGAAACUAUUAGACCCAUUUCCGUAGUAAGGCAAAAUCCACCACCACCCUAUCAUAUAGCCAUUUUAAUUCCGCCUAAUUCAUCGGACGAAGCUCCGCCACCGUCUUACGAUAAAGUCAUGCGAUAA
Messenger RNA from Hylaeus volcanicus, 1230 nucleotides. RefSeq lists its product as uncharacterized. The record is from RefSeq and is a predicted model, not a curated record. The transcript has 4 exons. Lineage: Eukaryota; Metazoa; Arthropoda; Insecta; Hymenoptera; Colletidae. Bases 445 to 1230 code for a protein of 261 amino acids.